Erinaceus europaeus (western European hedgehog) is the source of this 2669-nucleotide messenger RNA. It is a transcript of the gene NBL1, whose product is annotated as NBL1, DAN family BMP antagonist. Bases 753 to 1304 code for a protein of 183 amino acids. Lineage: Eukaryota; Metazoa; Chordata; Mammalia; Eulipotyphla; Erinaceidae. Gene Ontology annotation, molecular function: receptor ligand activity; BMP binding. The transcript has 4 exons. The record is from RefSeq and is a predicted model, not a curated record. Gene Ontology annotation, biological process: animal organ morphogenesis.
CGCCGGGCACUGGCCCUCGGGUGGCGCGGGGUGGCGCGGCGUGGCGCGGCCCCUGCAGCCUGCGCCGUCGGAGCGGCCCGGGGCGGGGAGGAGGCCGGGGCCGGGGAGAAGGGCCGGGCGGACCGGGGGCCCCUCCUGCGCCCGCCCGCCGGGCUCCGCCACGUCCCUCCCCCCGCUGCCCCCGCCCUCGCUCCCUAUUUGGAGCGGAGACACCCCGGCACCCUGACGUCGGAGCCCUCGGCUUCCCGCUCCCCCGCACCGCGCGCCCGCCCGGGGCGCAGACCGGCCGCCUCCCGGAGCUCCCGGAGCCGCUCGGACCCCGAGCCGCACACCGGCCGCCUCCCGGAGCCUCCCGGACCCCGAGCCGCCCGGGACGCAGCCCAGCCGCCUCCCCGGACCCCGAGCCGCAGACAGAGCCUCUCCGAGCCCCCGGGCGCAGACGGAGCCGCGCAGCCCAGCCGCCUCCUGGAGCCUCUCGGACCCCGAGCCGCACACCGGCCGCCUCCCGGAGCUUCUCGGACCCCGAGCCGCCCGGGACGCAGCCCAGCCGCCUCCCCGGACCCGGAGCCGCCUCCCGGCCGCCCCCCAGAGCCUCUCCAACCUCUCCGAGCCCAGGGCGCAGACGGAGCCGCGCAGCCGAGCCUUCCCCCGGAGCCUCCCGGGCGCAGACGCCGCCCCCAGCCUCUCCGAAGCCCCGAGCCUCCCGGCGCCCGGCCCGCAGCCCAGCGCGCCCUAGGGCUCACGGGGCCACGAUGAUGCUUCGACUUCUGCUGGGGGCUGCCCUCCCAGCCAUGCUGCUGGCUGCCCCGCCUCCCAUCAACAAGCUGGCACUGUUCCCAGACAAGAGCGCCUGGUGUGAGGCCAAGAACAUCACCCAGAUCGUGGGUCACAGCGGCUGCGAGGCCAAGUCCAUCCAGAACAGGGCCUGCCUGGGACAGUGCUUCAGUUACAGCGUCCCCAACACCUUCCCGCAGUCCACGGAGUCCCUGGUGCACUGUGACUCCUGCACUCCUGCCCAGUCCCUGUGGGAGAUCGUGACCUUGGAGUGUCCCGGCCAUGAGGAGGUGCCCAGAGUGGACAAACUGGUGGAGAAGAUUCUGCACUGCAGCUGCCAGGCCUGCGGCAAGGAGCCCAGUCCCGAGGGGCUGAGUGUCUACGUGCAGGGCGAGGACGGCCCAGCCUCCCAGGCCGGCCCCCACCCGCACCCGCACCCGCAUCCACACCCCCACCGUGGAGGGCAGGUCCCUGAGCCCGAGGACCCGCCUGGCACCCCUCACACGGAGGAAGAGGGGGCCGAGGACUGAGGCUCUGACUCUUCCUCCUCCCCUCCUGUUCCCCGCGGAAUGUGGGGUUCGCCCGCGGGGAAGGAGUGGGUGGGGACGGGCUGAAGCCCCCCCCCCACCACCCGGCACUGGACAGACUGGGAUUCAGACUUGGACUUGGAAAGCUUCCGGUUGCCUUGGAGACCUGAAGGGUGGGGGCUUGGAGCCAAGCUGCACAAUUUAAUAUAUUCCCCGGGGGAGGGGGGAGGAGGGAGGAGGGAGGGAGGAAGGGAGGGGAGGAGCCGAGGCUUUCGGGGUCUUUUCCAGAAAGGAGGGAGGCAGCUGUCUCUCCCUUUCUGCCUCUUUAGAGAUGUGCCCUUGGGAAGGGAGGAACGUGAACUGCUGGGGGGGGGGGGGGUGAGGCCAGUGGGCGGCGCUGGGCUCUGAGCUGAGGCCAGGCGCCUUGCCCGUCCAGCCCAGGAGCAGGCCCGAGUUUGGGCUGGGAUGACCCCAGGCAGAAGUCCUAGCCCCACAGACCCCCCCACCCCCCAGUGUCUUCCACCCGUUCCCUGUCCCCAGGGCAGUUUCUCCCUCGGUACCGAGUGGUUGGGAGUCAGGCCUGGGCAGGACCCUGCUGACUGACCCCUGGUCCUGGGUGGGGGCAGCCUCUCAAGUUUCCUGGGCCCCCGCUGUCUCCUCAGCCCCAGGCCCAUGUGGUCUGAGAGGACCGCACGUGGACAGAGCCAGCCGUUGCCACUGACGCAGGAGGCAGGGCUACCCUGUUGAACGCUUUCAUCUUUGGGGGCCGGGCAGUGGCGCACCUGGUUGAGUGCACAUGUUACAAUGCGCAAGGACCCGGGUUCAAGCCCCCGGUCCCCACCUGCAGUGGGUGGGGUGGUGGAGGAGGAGCCUUUAUGGACCAAGGGGAGGGAGUGCUGGGCUCUCUCCGCCCCCCACACCCUCCUGCUCCUUUCCUCUCCAGGAUCUUUGUGCCUUCCAAGUUCUGGGGCCCUCGGGAUGCUGACAGGGCCGCCUCACCCUUGGGGAGCUCUUUCCGAAUACCUGACAGUGAGGAGGGGAUCUCCCCUCACUCAGAGAUUUCAAGGAGGGAGCCAGAUUGCACGGACGCAGGCUCCCGUGGGCAGCGUGUCCCCCGUCCACAGUGGCAGACCCUCUCUGGCCGCCCAGUCCCGCCGCCUCCCCGCUCCCGGCCGCACUAAACGUGCUGUGGGGACGGGGGGCCAGUGAAGACCACCCCUCAACAGCUGGAGUUGCCGCCAGCCCUCUGCCUGGGCCCUCGGCCCUCGAGACAGUCACGACAAGAGCUUCCGGAGCUUGUAAAACAAACAGAUCGUCUCCUUGAUGGACCCUGAGUUUUCUCACAAAUAAACUCAUUCAAUGCCUGUG